Molecule: messenger RNA, 2887 nt
Organism: Xenopus laevis (African clawed frog)
Lineage: Eukaryota; Metazoa; Chordata; Amphibia; Anura; Pipidae
Gene: slc38a12.S
Product: transmembrane protein 104 S homeolog
Exons: 13
Coding region: 819-2294 (491 amino acids)
Cellular component (GO): membrane
Source: RefSeq, a predicted model, not a curated record
ACGCCCAAGUGACGCGCCCGAAAGCCUUUGCGGUGCUGUUGGUUGUUGUUGUUCGAUAGCCGGGAACUGGUUGGUUAGGCAUGUGACCCGACAGCUGCACGUGAUUCUAGAACUCCCGGAACUCUCGAGGGGAACGAUGCCUAAAGAGCUGAUUCUACACUCAAGUUCUACACUCAGACCUAUCAACACAUUGAUAGAGAAGAAGGCAAUUAAACACCCCAAAGAGGCCAUCUACAACCAGUUAAUAGAAGGGUGGGUGGCGAGACAGUCUCCAGAAUAUUGCUGGAAAUGUACCGGGACAUUCUUGAUAAGAAUCUGCUACCAUCUACCAGGCUGCUGAAGAUGAAACGAGGGUGGACAUUUCAGAAAGACAAUGAUCCCAAACUCACAAACAAGGAAACUCUCAGUUGGUUUCAGUGGAAGAAAAUAAAGCUGCUACAAUGCCACAUUCAAUCAUCCAACUUAAAUCCAAUUGUAGAUUAAUGCAAAGAACUGAACAUCAGAGUUCAAAGAAGAGGCCCCAGAACCUUUAAGAUUUGAAGACAGUUAGUAUGGAAGAAUGGGCCAAAAUCACACCUGAACAAUGCAUGUGACUAGUUUCUCUAGACAGGAGGUUUUUUGAAGCUGUCAUUACCAACAAAGUAUUAAAUACAUUUCAAUUAGAAGCUCCUCCUGAGGACUUUCUGUCGGCUGGGAUUAUGUGUGAGACAAAGUGACUGUACCCUGCUAACCCAAGGAGUGUGUCUGAUAAGGAUUCUAAGGACAGGAGAGGCGAUUUUUGAAUUUCAAAAUUCUUCAGUUCCACGCCACCAGCAGUCAUGGCAGGAGAAAUAACAGAAACAGGGGACCUCUACUCUCCAUUUGUCGGCCUGGUGUAUAUGUUCAACCUUAUAGUUGGCACCGGUGCCCUCACCAUGCCAAAAGCCUUUGCCAAUGCUGGCUGGCUGGUUAGCCUAAUCCUUAUUAUCUUUCUUGCAUUUAUGAGCUAUAUGACAACCACUUUUGUCGUGGAAGCAAUGGCCGCUGCCAAUGCUCAGCUGCGAUGGAAGAGAUGGGAAAAGGAGGAGGAUCCUGACUCAUCAGAAAGCUCUGAUAAUGAAGUUUCCUCUUCCAGAGGGUACAACAGAUCUGAGACCCAGCCUAUCCUCUCAGUGCAACGUCGUGGCUUAUCUGACCCUUUUGAGAUUGUGGAGCGUGUGGAAAUGGGCCAGAUGGCAUCUUUGUUCUUUAAUAAAGUUGGAGUCAACCUGUUUUAUUUUUGCAUCAUUAUAUAUCUGUAUGGGGAUCUGGCUAUAUAUGCAACGGCUGUACCUCUGUCUCUGGUGCAGGUUACGUGUUUCUCUGCAAAUGGGUCUUGCUCAGCCCAGGCAGAAGAACGGAAUGACACUGAUCCAUGCUGGGGACCUGUCCGACGCAUUGAUGCCUACAGGAUCUAUUUGGCCGUCUUCACAUUGCUUCUUGGCCCCUUUACUUUUUUCAACGUGCAGAAGACAAAAUACCUCCAGAUCCUGACCUCGCUCAUGAGGUGGAUCGCAUUUAUUAUCAUGAUUGUAAUUGCUCUGGUUCGGAUUGGUAAAGGGGAAGGGGCCGGCCAUCCCCCACUAGCGCAAGUAUCAGGGAUCAGGAACCUGUUUGGGGUCUGUGUGUACUCCUUUAUGUGCCAGCAUUCCCUGCCUUCUCUGAUCACCCCUGUAUCCAAAAAGAAGCACCUGACUGGACUCGUCCUUCUGGACUAUUUCCUGGUGCUAGCCUUCUACAGCCUGCUGUGCUUCACAGCCAUAUUUUGCUUCAGCUCUGGGGCCAUCAUGGAUAUGUACACCCUUAACUUCGGCGGCUGCAGCCCCUUUGUCCCCCAAGUUAUUGGCUACUUCCUUGGACUCUUUCCAGUCUUCACCAUCAGCACCAACUUCCCCAUCAUUGCUGUGACGCUGCGUAAUAACUGGAAAACUCUCUUCCACCGAGAUGGGGGAACAUACCCGUGGCUGGUUGACCGUGUAGUCUUUCCCCUCAUUACACUGGUACCCCCUAUAAUUGUGGCCUUUUGUACCAACCACUUGGAAAUCCUGGUUAGUAUCACAGGUGCUUAUGCAGGGAAUGGCAUCCAAUACGUCAUCCCAGCCUUCCUUGUCUUUUGCAGCCGGAAAGACAAUGCUUUGGUAUACGGUCCUGGACUCACCAAUAAGCACAUUUCCCCAUUCAGACAGGUGGGCUGGGUGUGGUUUGUGCUGUGCUGGGCACUUACAUGUUUCAUCUAUGUCACAGCCAAUAUCAUCCUAACGGAUGGCUCACUGUAAUCAAAAAGAGACUUUUAUCCCCCAUGCACAAUCAAGGGUUUGGCCUGUGCUGGACACAGGAGUUGGAUAAGGGCAUCUACUAAUGUGGUCUCUCCAGUCAUGGGGCAGGCCCCUCAAUAAGUGUAACUUUGCUGCUAUCACUCCCUUAUUUAACAUUUUAACUCAUAUCUGGAGAGCCGACAAACUGUGUGUAACAAAUACUGUCCUAUUCCCCUCCAGAGAUGCCUCUCUCUUUUUCUCUGUGCCUUUCCUUAAAUACUCACAGGACCACCAGGAUAUGCCCCCUGAGUUUCCACUGUUUUCCCGAGGUUCUCGGGGGGGAAAUGGGGCCUGGUUGUGGCUUCCAUAAGGGAUUCGCACUGCAUUUGCUGUGGCCAAGCUUAUGGCUAAGGGUUAGCUUAAUACAGGCUUGGGCAACUUCAGGCCUUCCAGGUGUUGUUGUACUAUAACAACAUCAUAUGUAGGGACUGCUUAAAGGGGAACUAAAGCCUAACUGAAGAAGUAGGGCAGAAAUGUUGAACAUUAUGUUUUGGGCUUCUGUACCAGCCCAUGGCAACCACAGCCCUUUAGCAUUGAAGAUCUGUGUCUCCAAA